CCUCCUUCUCGGCCGACCUUCAUCUAACCUGCCCCGAGCGUACUUCACCUCGACGCACUUGCCUUCUCACUUGCCUCCAAUCCCCAAAUCUGCGUCUCUCGUCUGCCGCGUUUCGCUUCGCGUCCGCAUCGAUACAUCGUCUCGCAUCCCGCCGGGAAGGAAGCGACAAAGCACAGCACAGCACAGCACGAACUCGACCACGCCUACGCCCAAACACUCCAAAAUGAAGUCCUCAGCUCUCUUCACCGGCAGCUUCGCCGCCGCCGCCGUCGCACAGAGCGGCAUCUUCAGCAUUCCCGAGGGGACCAGCCUCGGUACCCCGGUCGACAUCUCCACGCCGCUCACCAACCCGCUCCGCACCUCGACCACCCAUACGGGCCACGCCUCCAUCCCGGAAGGCACAGGCUCGCCAACCGUCUCCGUUCCGGACGGCACAAUGUCCAUCCCUGAGGGCACCACCAAGGGGACUAUCUCGGGGUCUCAGGCGAGCUCUACCCCGACGGCCACGGGUUCGCCCUCGACUUCGGUCGGCGGCACUACGCUGGUGCCCACUACUACCGGCUCGUCGGGCACCGGCACCGGCACCGGCUCGCCGACGACGACGGGCGGGCAGACGACGAGCGCGUCCACGGCCGGUGCGGUGGCCAACCAAGCCGCUGGCGCCAUGGCCGCCGCCGCGGGCUUCGUCGCCGCCCUGCUCGUGUAAUUCAACUGGGGCAAUGUCACCAUGCGCCCGCGCAAGUCCACACCAACGGAGGAGUGAGAACAAUCUUUUGGACGAUUGGGAUGCAAGCCCCCUAUGAUGCAACUGAACUAAUGCGGAGUCGUUGAUCCAUGUACACAAACCGAGGACGCCAAAUUUACCCCGUAUAUAGUAUCACGAGAACAAAGACCCAAUACCCAUCUUUGCCUUCUAAUGCCUUGCGCCGGAAACAAACCACCAUACGAAUGGAAAACAAUAAAUCAUCUUUACACUGUG
Messenger RNA from Purpureocillium takamizusanense, 979 nucleotides. RefSeq lists its product as uncharacterized. The record is from RefSeq and is a predicted model, not a curated record. The coding region runs from base 224 to 706 and encodes 160 amino acids. The transcript has a single exon. Lineage: Eukaryota; Fungi; Ascomycota; Sordariomycetes; Hypocreales; Ophiocordycipitaceae.